Phragmites australis (common reed) is the source of this 1618-nucleotide messenger RNA. Its product is annotated as serpin-Z1-like. Lineage: Eukaryota; Viridiplantae; Streptophyta; Magnoliopsida; Poales; Poaceae. The transcript is spliced from 2 exons. The coding region runs from base 200 to 1600 and encodes 466 amino acids. Gene Ontology annotation, molecular function: serine-type endopeptidase inhibitor activity. The record is from RefSeq and is a predicted model, not a curated record.
UCUACGAACAGGGUGGGCUUCACGGCAUCGCUGUUGGAAUUAAAUCUUGUUGUUUACGAUAAUUCAUGUUUAAUUAGACUUGGUUUUGUUAAUUACGUCAUGUGUUAGACGUACGUGUUGCAGAUGCUAGCACGAUUGUCGUUGCAGAUAAACAAACCGGCAUUCGAAAUUCGAUACGCGUGCUGUAACCGAAUUCCACAUGUUGUGUUGGUACGACACGUUUCUUAUCUCGAUCGUACCUACCAUACCAGCUGAAAAGCGCGUGCCUACAGAUCGAGAUCGAUCGAAGAAGCGCGCGCGUAACCAACAAUCCCGCAGCAGGUACAGAGCAUCUGCCAUACCCAUGGAGGACGACCAGGUAGCGGCUGCUGCGCGGGACCUCGCCGCAUUGUCCAUGCUGCUCCUCCGCCACCUCGGCUGCCACCACCAACAAGAGGAACUCCAGAUCAACAUGGCCUUCUCGCCCAUGUCCUUCCACGCCAUCCUCUCCCUCCUCGCGGUCGGAGCCACGGACACCGUGCGCGACCAGAUAAACUUGUUCCUCGGCCCCGCCGGUGACGAUGCGCAUGCUGCCCUCGCCUCGAAGGUGGCCUCCUACGUCCUCGCGACCCACGACGUCAACGAGGACGAAGACGACGACGCGCCGCCGCCCGAGGUCCGGUGCGCCACAGGUAUCUGGGUGGACUCCUCGCUUGUCCUCAAGCCCGCCUUUGCGGCCAUGGCCGCCUCCAGGUACAAGGCAGAGGCGCGAGCCAUCUCCUUUAGAGGCAUGCUUGCGCAAGCCAGAGCUGAGAUCAAUGAGUGGAUCGAGGGCAAGACCGGCGGCCACUUGAAAGGCCACCUCCCUGAGAGCUCCAUCGGCGCCUCCACGCUUGUCGUCCUCGCCAACGCCCUCUACUUCCGAGGCUACUGGUACGACCACUUCCUGCCGGACAUGACACGGGAUGGCACCUUCUACGUCUCGCCUGGCCACGAGGUCACCGUGCCCUUCAUGGAGGGAUGCUACCUCCAUGACAGGAUGCACAUCGGUUGCCAUCCCGGCUUCAAGGUCCUGCGGAUGGCCUACGCCUCCAGCACGUGCGAGCAGCGAUUCUCCAUGUACAUCUACCUCCCGGACGACCGCGACGGCCUGCCCGGUCUGGUGCACGAGCUAAGCUCCAACCCGGCCGCUUUCCUUCACAUGCCCGAUCAACGGGUCCCUGUCGGCGAGUUCAAGAUCCCGAAAUUCGACGUGUCCCUCAAGGUGGAGGCCUCCCGUCUCCUUGGAGAGCUCGGGCUGGACCUGACGUUUUUUCGUCCCGCCGGCGACUCCUUCUCCGAGAUGGUGGCGCUGGUCAAAGAAGACGAUAAUGAGGACAUGCUGCCAUCUAUGGCUGUACCCUCAAUCGUCCACCAGUGCUCCGUCCAUGUCAACGAGAAAGGCACCGUCGCGGCAGCAGCCAUCGCGCUGGAGAUUCUGGGGUUUGGCAUAGACACUCCUGAUGAGCCUGUUGCCGACUUCGUCGCCGACCACCCCUUCCUUUUCUUCAUCAAGGAGGACCAUCACCAUGGUGGUGUAGUUGUAUUCGCUGGCCAGGUCGUUGACCCUUCACCACACUAGUUAAUCAAUUAUAUAGUU